AUGAUUCUCAAUGAUAGUAUAACCCUCAAAGACAGAAUAUGUCUGAUCAGAUGGGGUUGGUACUCGAUGUCAAUGGCCACUGGAGGUAUAGCUGUGUUACUUGCCCGGACGCCUCACCAAUUCACUGGACUUGACAUCAUCGGCAAGAUUAUUUACGUUUUCAACCUUGCCUUCUUUCUCGCCAUCACUUUAUGCAUGGCCAUCCGUUUUCUUUCUCGGCAAACCGCACUCAAAGAAUCAUUCCGAGAUGGCAAUGAAAGUUAUUACGCACCAACCUGCCUACUAGCGAUCGCGACCAUCAUCCUCGGAGCAGAAGGCUAUGGAACCGACUCUUGUGGCCCUUGGCUUCAGGUUGCCCUUCGGAUUGUCUUCUGGAUCUACGUCGCGUGCGCCACACUCUUGGCGAUUUUUCACAACUGGUAUCUGUACCACCUAGCUAUGGCUAGCCAGCAACCUUUCCCAAUCGCCCAGCUACUACCCUCUUUCCCAGCCAUGCUUUCCGGUACGAUCGCAUCAUCCAUCGCGGCCAAUCAACCACGAGACCAAGCACUUCCAAUUCUCAUCGGCGGCAUUACAUUACAAGGCUUCGGUUUCAUCAUGUCUGUUCUCAUUUAUGCCGAAUAUCAAUACUUCCUCGCCAAGCACGGUCUUCCGGAACGUGCCAAACGCCCGCAAAUGUUUAUCGCUGUCGGACCAUGGAGUUUCACUGCUCUUGCAUUGAUUGGAAUGGCAAAGGAGGCUAAAGAAGUCUUCCCUUCACAGUAUAUCAUCUCAUUCGCAGAUCCACAUUCUGCUGGAAGCAUUUCUGUCAGCACUGGUGAUAUCGCACUCGUAAUUGCUUCAUUUUUCGCUAUCUUUGUUUGGACAAUGGCUUUCUUCCAUCUUUGCAUCGCUGUUAUUAGCGUUCUGGCCUCUACUAGAAUGUGCGGAGGUGUGGGAGCCCCUCCAAUGUCGGUUGUGUAUUGGGGUAUGGUGUUCCCCAACACAGGAUUCAUUAUUGCUACAAUCAGCAUCGGACAGGUGUUGCAGUCCCCAGCUAUCCUAUGGGUGACGUCGGCUCUGACGGUAUUGCAAGUGAUAAUGUGGUUGGGUGUGGGAGCUGCAACCAUACUUGCAGUUGCGAGACGCCAAAUGUUAUGGCCGGAGGAUGUCAAAAGAGGAGAGGAAGACGCGCUUUCAUGA
Molecule: messenger RNA, 1182 nt
Organism: Penicillium soppii
Lineage: Eukaryota; Fungi; Ascomycota; Eurotiomycetes; Eurotiales; Aspergillaceae
Product: tellurite-resistance/dicarboxylate transporter family protein
Exons: 1
Coding region: 1-1182 (393 amino acids)
Biological process (GO): malate transmembrane transport
Cellular component (GO): membrane
Molecular function (GO): malate transmembrane transporter activity
Source: RefSeq, a predicted model, not a curated record